Molecule: messenger RNA, 9179 nt
Organism: Larimichthys crocea (large yellow croaker)
Lineage: Eukaryota; Metazoa; Chordata; Actinopteri; Sciaenidae
Gene: setd1a
Product: SET domain containing 1A, histone lysine methyltransferase
Exons: 21
Coding region: 553-7176 (2207 amino acids)
Cellular component (GO): Set1C/COMPASS complex
Molecular function (GO): RNA binding; protein binding; histone H3K4 methyltransferase activity
Source: RefSeq, a predicted model, not a curated record
AAACAAGUCAGCGGAGACUCGCAGAGAGGUGCAUAACGCGAAUGUGGGCUGCUUAAACGUCGUGGACGUGUGCGGCGGCUCGGUGAGAUUAAACAACUUGCUGCUCCCGCUAGUUAGCAUUAGCCAACGGCCAGCGGUAACUUGCCCUAGCUAAAGCGAGCAGGCAUGAGUAAUUUAACAUCUUUCGGCGCUGUCUAACGCAAGAGCUGCGGGUGAUGUGGCUCCGGACGGAGUGCAUCGGAACCCGGAUUUAACCGGGUUUGUGGUGAACUCCGUCUCGGCGUCGGAAAACAGUUUCUUUGCGUUUUGUUGCUGCAGCUAGCAUGUUGUUGCUAGCUGAACUAACUGGCCAGUGACGUAACGUUGGUCAUUGUUUUGACAGCACGCAGCUUCAAACAGCUCCCGCUCGUCACCCCGUUUGAUUUCCACUUGGCCUUGAUAAUCUCUGUUUACGGACAGUUUUCAGGAAAGUUGACGUUUAGCGUUUCGCCGAUGUGACGCAGCUCGUCGCCGGCAGCUACCUGUACUUUAGCUCCGUCCCGCAGUUGUAGGAUGGAUCCAGACGGUGGGGCAGAAACACAAAGAGCUGUCAGUUUGCAGUGGAAGAGCUACAAACUCGUCCAGGAUCCAACUAUUCGGCGGGUCACACAGAAAAUCUACAGAUAUGACGGAGUGCAUUUCAGUGUGCCGGACUCUGGAUUUCCUCCCGUGGGUGAACUGCGGGACCCUAGGCCCCGGAGACUGUGGUCCAGGUAUACAGAGCUGUCCCUGCCCGUGCCGAAGUUUAAGCUUGAUGAGUUCUAUGUGGGUCCCAUACCCCUCAAGGAGGUGACCUUUGCCAGGCUCAAUGACAACAUCAAGGAGCCUUUCUUGGCAGAGAUGUGUGCCAAGUUCGGUGAGGUGGAGGAAAUGGAAAUCCUGUUUCACCCCAAGACCAGGAAGCACUUGGGCCUUGCCAGGGUGUUGUUUACUAGCACCAGAGGAGCCAAGGACACAGUCAAGCAGCUGCACAAUACUUCUGUCAUGGGUAACAUCAUUCAUGCUCAGCUGGAUAUAAAAGGCCAGCAGAGGCAGAAGUAUUAUGACCUGAUCGUAAAUGGGUCCUACACUCCUCAGACGGUGCCCCUGGGAGGCAAGGCUUUGACAGACAGGGUCCAGCCUCAGGCCCCAACACAGCCACAGCCACAGCCACAGCCUGACACGUCAUCAGAAAUCAGGCGGAGGCUCUCCAGUGAGCUUGCGGUUUUGGCAGCAGGGGUACAGGCCCUCACAUCAGGAAACAUCACCCCUUGUUCUGCGGAUACCGGUUACAGCGAACAGCGUCUGGACACACCCCCCUCUUCAAUGGCAGGCUCCUCUGCCUCAUCCCAGGGAGGUGGAGGAACACCUUACAGCUCCAGAUCUGGGACUCCUUUCUCGCAAGAGUCUGGCUACACCGGUGGCAGGCAUACUGGCGGCUACAACACUGGCACUGGCAGCGGCUACCCUCCCCAGGACAUGCUACCUUCCUCUUCCUCGUCCUCUGCGGUCUCUUCUACUGUUGGAGGAUACAAAGUGUCUCGCUACUCUGAGGAUGCACAGGAACCUUCAGUGUAUCAUCGAGGUCGCCCUAUGUAUCCCCCAACUGCAUCAUACCGUCCCAAUGAGCCACCAUGCUACCCUCCAUACUCCAGUGUUGGGGGGCCUGGGCCACACAUGGCACAUCACUCCUCAAUGCCUCCUCCGCCUCUUGCCACCCAAUAUGAUCAGCCUCCAAUGGCAGACAGGGACCGAGACCGUGAUAGAGACUCAGGGGGCCGCUAUGGGGCCGCGGGGAUUGGCUCCAGAAGGUCAUCUUACCACCACCAGCAAGACACAAACUCUUCAUCAAAGUACCAUUCCCAUCACUCCCAUCACCACUCAGAACGCAGGGAUGAAAGGGGGUACCGGCGAGACAGCCUGGGCUCCCGUUCAGGUGACCACAGCCACCAGAGACACCGUAACCACCACCAUUCUCACAACCACCAUGGCAGCGGUAGCCGCAGAAGGAGCAGCCAUGACCGGGACAGGGACCGAGAUCGAGACAGAGACCGCGAUAGAGACAGGGACAGAGACAGUGACUACUCCAACAGCUCUGACCCAAGAUACAAUUCCAACUCUUACCGCUCUUCCUCUAACAGCAUGUCUCCUCCCCCCUCGUCUUACUCUGCAUACUCCUCCAAAGAGCCUGCCCCAGCCCCUCCUCAGGGAUUGGACGCUUCCACCCGUCUAGGGGGCACAGGCCUGGCAGAGAGGGGCUCCCUGCCUUCGGUAGGCACUGACAAAGACUACCAGGCUGGUCACCACAGUGCUCUACCUCCACCUCCCCCACCGCCUCCUCCACUCCCACCUGCCUCAGUCAUUGCAGCGGCUGUAGCCGAGACACUUGGAACACUGGACUUCAACCAGGAUAGUCCGGCCCGUGAAGAGCAGUGGACAAAACCCAAACGCCGUCCCAGCACCCCACCUGCACCUCCAAAGACACCCCCACCUUCCUCUCCACCCCAUCCCUCCAUCGCAUCCUCUUCUACAUCCCCGUCCUCUACCUCCCUCCCACACCAUCUUCCCUCCUCCUCCAGCUCCCCGCCACCCCCUCAGCGCGACUCUUCCUCUCCAGAGCCAGAUUCCACCAAUGAGAGUUUACCGUUCGUCUACCACAGCAGCAGCCUUGACUCUCGUAUUGAGAUGCUCCUAAAGGAACAAAAGGCAAAAUUUUCUUUCCUUGCCUCCGAUGAGGAAGACGAGGAAGACAGGAAAGAGGAGAAGCAGAGGGGCAUACGUGGGGAUGGAGGAGAGCGAAGAGGUGUGUCAGGUGAUCUAUCAGGGGAGCACAUAAGUGGUAAUCAGGUGGGAGACAAUGGGGAGAAGGACCACAGGAGAAAAGGGGAAAGAGACAGAGAUGGCCACAGAGGAAGGAAACGGGGAAAGGGUGGAGAAGGUAGGAAGAGUCCUACAAUAAUUACAGCAACCACACCAUCCUCCUCCACCUACGCUUCCCACAUCCUGCCCCCGGAGGAACCCCAGCCCCAGGUCAGCCUCACUGGGACUGGAACUUUGCAGGAGGAGUCUUCACAAGCUGGAUCUGCUGACACACGUAGCAGGAUAGGAGCACACACACCACCGUACAAUGGACAGAGUCAGUCCUCCCCUCAUUCCUCAGGGGAAGACAUGGAGAUCUCAGACGAGGAGGAGGAGGAGACUACCAUAACAACGGUGACCACCCACCAGCCCUCAGUCACCUCAGGUUCUUCACCCUCUUCAUCCCAGGCUGCCAUGCCCUCACAAACAACGGACCCUUCAUCUUCACCCCCACCCAUCUCUGACACUGCACAGCACUUUGGCACCUCCAUGCACCCUCCCAUACCUUCCUACCCCCCUCAUUUGCCUCCCCCACCUCCUCCCGGUUACUCCCUCCAGCCCCCACCUCCACCCGGGAUCCCUCCCCUGGCCCACAUGGAGCUGCACCCCGAGUAUCCUCCUCCCAUGCCCCACCACAUGUAUGACUAUGCCACCUCCAUGGAGCUGAUGAACCAGUACAGUGGUGGAGCUCCUAUGUCCUUUCAAAUGCAGACCCACAUGUUAAGUCGCCUACACCAGCUGCGCAUGUCGUCAACCAACGGCACCCCAGGUCCUGGUGAGGCAGCCACUGCAGACUACACCUCCUACCAUCUCCACUCUAUGGCACCACCCCACACACACCACCCCUACAUGGACCAAGAGGGAAGCGGGGCAGGCUCUCAUUAUGACCAGGACCACCGCUACAUGCCCCAACACAUGCCCUACCCUUACGCUGACCCCCACAGUUCUCAGAUACCACCCCCUCCCCACCAUGGCAUCCCGCCUCCCCAUACUGCCUGGCCGCCACACGUCAUACCACCACACUACGCCUCUUACAUGCCCCCGCCAGGAUAUGGCACCAUGCUGCCUGGGGAUGGAACCGAGUACAGGGCUCCAGGGGAGGAGAUGCCCAUGCUGGCAGAGAAUCCACAUGAAGCCACCGUGCAGAUGGUGCUGGGCACUCUGAUCCAGGAAAUGAAAAACAUCAUGCAGAGGGACCUGAAUCGCAAAAUGGUGGAGAACGUUGCUUUUGCAACUUUUGACGAGUGGUGGGAGAGGAAAGAGACCAAGGCCAAGCCUUUCCAGACAAUGGUUAGGGGGGUGUCUGCCUUACGGGAUGAUGAGAAAAAAGAGGAAAAAGUCAACCGUCCUCGGGAGCCUCUCACGUCUCUUGUGGAUUGGGCAAAGAGUGGUGGCAUGGAGGGAUUUUCUCUCAGGGGAGCGCUACGGCUGCCUUCCUUCAAGGUGAAGAGGAAAGGACCUCAAGAAUUGGAAGAGGGAGAUAUGAAAAGGCAGCGACCCUCAACCCCACCAGACGAGGAUGAUGAAGCUGCUGAAGGGAGAAUGCCAGAGGCAGACAGGCAUGGAGCAGAAAGGGACAACAAGAGGAGGAAAAAGAAGCCAAGAAGUCGUAAACCUUGGGAGCUUGGCAGUGAGGGAGAGGAAACGUCUGAUGGCUCAUCGAGCGAAAAGGAGGAUGAGGAAGAAAGUGAAAAGGGGUCUGAUGAUGAUGCCCUCAGUGCUGAUAGUGAUGAUGAGAGCCUCUCCUCAUCCUCUGAGGGAUCUUCCUCUUCAGGGUCUUCCUCUUCAUCUUCCUCUGAAGAUGAAGAUGAAGAGGAGGUCGAGGGACUGGACAGCAUGGACGAGUCAACAAUGGACAGCACAACAGAGAAAGAGGAUGACGGGGCAAACAACGCAGCUGCCGUUUCAAAGGCAGAGGUCAAAACAGGUGAAGCCAAAGACAGCAAGGCGGAUACAACAGCAGCACCUACCAAGCGUCCUCCAUCACCCCCAUACCCGCGUCCAUCGUCCCCUAUUGUUCUUGUUCCCCCUCUCAAGAAACGCAGGAAGACCGUCUCGUUCUCCACAGCCGAGAACGACAGCAAAACGCAGCCCCCAACUGCGCCGCUGUCUCCAUCCCUGUCACAAGUGGCGGGUGAAUCUCCCCUCCUCUCCCCUGGCAGGCCUACAGACUCCCCUAUCACUGCUACCCCAUCCCCCUCACCUCGUCCCACUCAGGGCAUCCAACUGCUCCCCUUUGCCUCCAAACCCGGUGAAGGCAACGCCCUCAUCGUGCCCCCAUCUGGACGGACCCAAGAUUCUGAUGAGACCAAAAAGGGACCACCUGUUUCUCCUCAGACCACCCCUGUCAAAUCACCUGGGAAACGUGGAGCAGGGAAAGACUCCCCCAAAUCUCCCGCCCCUCCUGUUAUGGUGUGCCGCACUGUGCAGAACCUGCCGUUGGACCAUGCCUCUAUGUGCAGGAUGGCCUUCGAGGAGGCACCUCCUCCACCUCCUGUCAACAAACGGUCCAGAGGCAGGCCUCGGACGACCAGCUUGUCUGCUCCUUCCUGUCACUCCCUCAGAGAGGAAGAUGAUGAGGAAGAAAGUGAGCAGAGGUUGAGACUCAGAGAGCAACUUGGGGCAUCAAGCCUCCUGCAGCUGGCCGCAGCUUCAACCACCGACCUGUCUGUGUUGGCUGAUGUAGCCCUGAAAAUGGACCCUGAUGCUGGGGACUCAGAGGAGACAGAGACCUCUGAUGAGGCAGAAGAGCAGAAGAUGGAAGAGGAUCUCUUCUCCCCAGAGUCACUGGCCCUUGUUAUGAGCCCAGACGGUGUAAUUGUCCUUAUGGAGCACAACUACUGCAAACCCCCUGUUCUCACAGUACCAUCCAGUAGCAAAAGGACUUCCUCCAAACAAGACUCCUCUGUCUUGCUCCCAGCAGACCUCAACACUAUUUCUGGGGUGCUUGAAGCACCAGAGGAAGUCAUUGGAGAAGCGCUACCAUCCAGGGGAGAUACAGGAGAAUACUUACCUACAAUGGGAGUGCUUUGUGAGUCUGAGGAUGUGGGCCAGGCUCUACCUCCAUCAUCAAAGAAGAUCGUGGCUGGCAAAGGUUUCGAAUUUGAAAAUGACAAGAGCAAAAAGAGGAGAAGAAAAGACAAAGAAAACAUUGAGAUUCAUCACACAAAAAAACAGAAAGAGCAGCCAGGCAAGAAACAGAGGAAGCGGAAACUAGAGGACUCCGACUUUGAGGAAGAUGUGGAUGUGGAGGAGCUUGAGUCUGGGGAGCUCUCCAGCUCAGACACAGAGGACGAGAUGGUCGAAGAGGUGAGGAAGAGCGAGCGCCUCUUUCUGCAGGAGGCAGGGAUAACGUCGUCCCAGCGCUGGCCAAAGCCUAUCCCAGCACCCGAGCCAUUAGCCCUGAAGUUUGAAAACCGCAGUGAGUUUGAGCAGAUGACCAUCCUGUAUGACAUCUGGAACUCUGGUCUGGACGGAGAAGACUUGAUGUUACUGAAGAAGACUUAUGAGAAGCUACUACAGGAUGACCACAGCUCUGACUGGCUCAAUGAUACUCACUGGGUCAGCCACACUGUAACCAAUUUGCCGAACCCUCGGCGUAAGAAGAAGAACACAAGUGGACAGCUUCGUGAGCAUGUGACCGGUUGUGCCAGGAGUGAGGGCUACUACGCCAUCAGCCGCAAGGAGAAGGACGUCUAUCUGGACCUGGACCUACCCGAGCAGGUCAUACGGGAGGUGGAGAAUGUCGACACCUCGGGAGCUAACAGGGUGCUAUCAGAGAGACGAUCAGAGCAGCGCCGCCUCCUCACCGUCAUUGGCACAACGGCCGUCAUGGACUCUGACCUGCUCAAACUCAACCAGCUUAAGUACCGCAAGAAGAAGCUUCGUUUUGGACGCAGCAGGAUCCACGAGUGGGGCCUGUUCGCCAUGGAGCCCAUUGCUGCUGAUGAGAUGGUGAUUGAGUAUGUGGGUCAAAACAUCAGACAGAUGGUGGCUGACAAUCGAGAGAAGCGGUACGCACAGCAGGGCAUCGGGAGCAGCUAUUUGUUCAGAGUGGACCACGACACAAUUAUAGAUGCCACCAAGUGUGGAAACUUGGCACGAUUCAUCAAUCACUGCUGCACUCCAAAUUGCUACGCCAAGGUUAUCACCAUAGAGUCCCAGAAAAAGAUUGUGAUCUACUCGAAGCAGGCUAUCGCUGUCAACGAAGAGAUCACCUACGACUACAAAUUCCCCCUCGAGGAGAAUAAGAUUCCUUGCCUGUGUGGAACGGAGAACUGCCGCGGGACACUGAACUAGUGGACAUGCUUCUCUUCCUCAUUUGCCAGUGGCCAGGCAGACCCAAACACACCUCCCUGGUUCACCCUCCUCAAAGUGUACCUCGUAAACAAAGCCACCCUCCUGUACCAUCUGCUUCUCCUCCGGAUGGCCUAUCAGCCAUCUUCACAAUACCCAGGAAGCAGAGACGCACACACUUGCACUUUUCAUGCACAUUUUUCAUUCACUUGGUAGUUUCACAAGCCAGUGUGUGAGGGGUUUGUGUUACUUGGCAUGUGAAAGCUAUGAGGGGGGCCUCUGUUUCACAUUUAGCUCUUCUGUGGCAGUAUUGUUAGACUUAAAUGGGUAAUAUGUUCUAUCCAAGUUGUUUGAAGCAGCCAGGCAUGAAAGGUCUUUCUAUUUCCACGCCAAUAUCCGUUCGAAGGAAGCAAGGAAGGAAAAAACACUGGUGUUUUAUGUCUACGUCAAUCCACAUAAUCUCUAACCUGACUCAUCCUUCCAGUGUCAGAUCCCUUCCUGCACCCCACCCACCCACAGAUCCGCACAUAGACGCACAGGAGUAUCAAAUUCAGGGUUUUUAAAAGCGCCUGUUGGGGGCGCUCUUUUAAGAUGACAAAUUUCAAUCAAUUUGGUCUUCAGUUAUGCAAGAUUUCUUUUGGAGCUUCUUUUUUUUUUUUCAUUUCAUAGUAUUAUAUAUUAAUAUUACUAUUGCUGUUAUUAAUGGAAUUUAGUUGCAUUAGCUGUAAGCCUCUUACAGUAAAUGAGCUUCAGUAUACCCACACCCUGUCCUUAGUGGCUUGUGUUUCACCAGCCCUAUAAAACUCAUUUCCUUUCUCCACUGUGCGUUUCUUUCCUGAUUUGCCACAACCCCAUCUGGAUGAAGGUGUAGUGUUUUGAACUAUUGUUUUUAACCCAACUGUAAAAAUAUGACAGUUGGCAAGUGUGUAUUUUUUACCUGGCUGCUGAAGUUUAGUCUGCAGGAGCAGCACAAGAGCAUUGGCCUGUGUUUGUUCUUUUCUGUUGUUGUUUUCCCCCUCAGUUUAAAGCUAUGUCGUCAGAACAUCUUGUGAGGAGAACUCAAGUGUUUGUUCAGUAGGAUCUCUUCAUCUGUUUGUCUGUGUUUAGUUGUUAAUUCCAUGGUAUUCUCCAUUUGGUUCAACCAGCAGAGGUCAGAUUCAUGUUUCAAGAGUUGGCGAACUGCAAGUUCAUCUUUCUUCAGCUGUUAAAGCGGAUUACCACCAAACUCCUGCAGGUCCUAGUAAAAACGAUGUGGUCAGUGUUUAACUUAGUCUGUGUGCUGCAGAUGUUUUUAAAAGGCACAUUUAUUUGAUUAGAUCAGGUCUUUUCAGAGGUUUAGUUUAGUAACAUUUCUUUUUUCCGCUGUUUUGUGGGCCUUUCCAGAAUGCAUUAGUAUGCAUUUUAUUUGAGUGGAGUCGUCACAAAGCAUCCCUCCUUGAAAAACGUAUCAGCUUAAGGCAAACACAGAUGUCCUGCUUAUGAACUGCAGUGUAGAUGGGUGGAAGGUAUAUAUAGAUAAGCCUCAGCAGGUCUUGUGAUACGCUGCAGACAGUGGGAUGUAAAUGGCCCUUGUGUUGUGUCUCUGUUUUUCAUAUGGCUAUGGCCGUCCAAAGUUUAACUUUCAUUUUGAACUUUUAACUAGCAAAAGACUCUUUAUUUUGUUCCCUCCUAAACAGGAAAAAUGUGUUUUGUUGCAAUGAAAGCCUUUCAGUACAAACCAACCAUCUUUACUACAGGAUAAAAAGAUGAAAGGAGAAAAAAAAUUCAAAGAAGUACAUGUAAAUAAUGUAGAGGUGUUUGUUUCUCGUAGAAACACACUGAUUUCAAGCUGUAAAUAUGUUGUUCCUUUUCCUCUCUCCAUGAGGAGGAAACAUGUACAUACCUUCCAUUCAUUUAUUUUUUAUUGUUUUUCCUUUUAAUUUGAUUAUUUUAAUAUUAUUUGCAAUAUUUCUCUUGUAUUAAUGCGUUGGACCCUUUAUUAAUGGUGCAUUAAAAUAUUUUUUAAA